AUGUCAUGUUGCACAUCUCCUGAAUCAAAUCAUGCCCUUUUGCACAGUCAAUCUUGUGGUGGUCAUGAGAUUGCUGUGGAUAUGGAAAGGGCUGAGCUUUAUUGCUGUGUGUGUUGUGAUCAGGUGUAUGAUCCUGAUUUUGAUAACUCUGUGAUGAGCAAACAUUUAACGGGGUUACCAAGAAGGGGAAAUGGGGUUGUGAAUCUUGUGAUGGGUGGUGGGUUGAGGCUGAGCAAGAGGAAAAGGCUUGAUUUUGGGGUGGAUUUGGAUUCGAAGUGCUCAAAAAGAUUAAUUUUGAAUAGGGAUCAGAGAUCCAAGUCAUGUUUCCCUUUGGGAUUGAGGGGUUUUAAUAAUCUUGGGAACACUUGUUUUAUGAACUCCGUGUUGCAAGCAUUGCUUCAUGCACCCCCUUUGAGGAAUUACUUCCUUAGUGAUAGACACAAUCACGAGAGUUGCAGGGUAAGGUUGACAGAUCGAUUGUGUUUGCCUUGUGAUAUUGAUGUCAUCUUUUCUGCUGUGUUUUCUGGUGAUCGGACUCCUUACAGUCCAGCUCCAUUUCUUUACAGCUGGUGGCAGCAUUCAGAAAAUCUUGCCAGUUAUGAGCAGCAAGACGCUCAUGAGUUCUUUAUUUCAAUAUUGGACAUAAUCCAUCAGAAAUUGGGGAAAGCUAAUAACAUAGUUAAAGAAAAUGGAGAUUGCCAGUGUAUUGCUCACAGAGUUUUCUCUGGACUACUGAGAUCAGAUGUAACGUGUACAUCAUGUGGGUUUACUUCGACUACUUAUGAUCCUUGUGUGGACAUUUCUCUUGACCUGAAUAUGGGUCCUUGCUACCCAUCCAAUUGUAAGAGUAAGCCAAACAAGCAAAAUGCAAGCACGGCUGAUUCUACUUUGGCAGGCUGCUUGGACCUCUUCACAAGACCGGAAAAGUUGGGGUCAGAUCAGAAACUGUACUGCGAAAAUUGUCAGGAGAAGCACGAUGCACUGAAGCAAAUGUCUAUCAAAAACCUUCCAUUAGUGUUGUGUUUGCACAUAAAACGAUUUGGACACUCGACAUUUAGAAAAAUGUCAAGAAAAAUUGAUCAAUAUUUGCAGUUUCCUUUCUCCUUAGACAUGAAGCCGUAUUUAUCCUCUUCUGUGGUCAAGAAAAGACUUGGAAACAGAAUAUUUUCCUUUGACAGCGAUGAAUCUGACAUUUCUACAGAGUUUGAGGUUUUUGCUGUGGUUACACAUUCAGGGAUGUUGGAAUCUGGCCAUUAUGUGACUUAUUUGCGUUUAAGAAACCAGUGGUACAAAUGUGACGAUGCCUGGAUAACAGAAGUGGAUGAAGGGGUGGUCAGAGCCUCACAAUGCUACCUGAUAUACUAUGUGCAGAAAGUGCUAUACCAUAAAGGGGGUGAGGAUCUGAGCUGCCACCCGAUGUCAACACGGGCAGACACAUUUGUUCCUAUAGCUGGAUGUUGCUAA
Molecule: messenger RNA, 1464 nt
Organism: Fraxinus pennsylvanica
Lineage: Eukaryota; Viridiplantae; Streptophyta; Magnoliopsida; Lamiales; Oleaceae
Source: the annotation of a GenBank genome assembly